Molecule: messenger RNA, 1782 nt
Organism: Toxotes jaculatrix (banded archerfish)
Lineage: Eukaryota; Metazoa; Chordata; Actinopteri; Toxotidae
Gene: tnnc1a
Product: troponin C type 1a (slow)
Exons: 6
Coding region: 708-1193 (161 amino acids)
Cellular component (GO): myosin II complex
Molecular function (GO): calcium ion binding
Source: RefSeq, a predicted model, not a curated record
UCCAGUUAUGUGUUCCAGGCCCCGGGCCCUGGAUUUGUGCACUGGCAUGGCUUACUAGAAGCCUUAAAUGGAGUGGAGGCAUCAUUGAUGUUAUUGCUUACACCUGUGCUUUUCCUACUAUGAUAAGUCAAAGUCUCUGCCACGAAAAGUCUUUACUGCGCACACAUCCAUGCAAAUACCUGUCUGUAUAAUCAGGUCUUUGAUUUUCUCUCCUCCCCUCAUGCUGGCUGUGGCCUGCGUCUCUCUCAUCCUGACCUCCACCCUCUUACCUCCUCCACACCCCUCCCCUAAUGAGACACACUCACACACACAACCUCCCGGACCCUCAACGUCUCUGGUCCAGGUUUAGAGGAAUGUUGAGUGUCUCUAUAGCCCCCUCCCUGGAGAUUAGGCUUCACCAUGCAUGUCCCCCCCCCUCACUUCAUUCCAUUCCAAAGUAUGCCCCCUAAGAGCUGCCGCAUUUUUAUCUGAGCCCGGUGAUUGUGACAGAUUGGCCAAAUGACACACAUACACAGACACACAUUUGUGGACACACGCCGAGGCACAAACAGAGGGGAAGCUGGGCAGCCUGGGGAGGGGCCAGAGAGCGCCAGGCUCUUGCUAUAAAACCAUCCCAGGAUGAGGCCAGUGUCCUGCCCUGAUCUGAACAGUACCUCCUUCCUCUGGGCCAGGACACAGUCAGGACAGGCAGCAGACGAGCCUCCAACAUGAAUGACAUCUACAAGGCAGCGGUUGAGCAGCUGACAGAUGAACAGAAAAAUGAGUUCAAGGCCGCCUUUGACAUCUUCGUACAAGAUGCAGAGGACGGCUGCAUCAGCACCAAGGAGCUGGGGAAGGUGAUGAGGAUGCUGGGCCAGAACCCCACACCAGAGGAGCUGCAGGAGAUGAUUGAUGAGGUGGAUGAAGAUGGGAGUGGCACGGUCGAUUUUGAUGAGUUCCUGGUCAUGAUGGUGCGGUGCAUGAAGGACGACAGCAAAGGGAAAUCAGAGGAAGAACUGGCGGAGCUUUUUCGCAUGUUUGACAAGAAUGCAGAUGGUUACAUUGACCUGGAUGAGCUGAAAAUGAUGCUGGAAUCUACAGGAGAGGCAAUUACUGAGGAUGACAUCGAGGAGCUGAUGAAAGACGGGGACAAGAAUAACGAUGGCAAAAUUGACUAUGAUGAGUUCUUGGAAUUCAUGAAAGGAGUGGAGUAAUCCAGAACAAAAGAAGAGAUGCAAAGUGUUAUUUUUGUAUUUCUCUGUGACUCCACGGUCAUCUGUGGAAAGCUAGAAGCUGACUUUGGAUGCCAUUGAGAGAUCCUUGGAACGACUUUGCAAGAUUUAGUCAAAUACUCUAUCUGAAUGUUUCUGUAUUUUUCUACCAUCUCUUGCAUCGUUGUAAAUACGGAUUGUAACUAUUUUUGGUGCCCAUGUAUACUGAAUUUGUGUAAAUGUGUCCAAAUUACUUAUAUUUUCCACAGAGGACACAAAGUAUACCAGUUUGGCUGACUGAAGUAGCAACUUUGUGUUUGUAUCCGGCUAAAUCUCUGAAGUUAUCUCCUUCUUCUUUGUGUGCACAAAGCAGAACAAGAGUCAACAUUGUUUUACACCAGGCACAGGUAGACUAAUCAUAUCUUUCAAGCGACAUACUGGAUCCAGGCUGUAUGCUGUAGAUGUUAUGAUGUGCACAUUGAAUACAUUUCUGUAUGCUUACGAUACCCUCAGGACUUUUUAUUCUCCUCUCGUGCCCCUGAAAUGUCUACAGUUUCUGCAUAUUUCUACAUGAAAAGUCUGCUUGGAAUGU